Molecule: messenger RNA, 1122 nt
Organism: Venustampulla echinocandica
Lineage: Eukaryota; Fungi; Ascomycota; Leotiomycetes; Helotiales; Pleuroascaceae
Exons: 2
Coding region: 1-1122 (373 amino acids)
Molecular function (GO): oxidoreductase activity, acting on NAD(P)H
Source: RefSeq, a predicted model, not a curated record
AUGGCACCGCAAGCAGUUACUCGGAUCUCACCUGAUAUUCCAAAAUCCCAAACAGCAAUUCUUCAAAUCGAUGGCGGGAUCCUGGAGAUCAUUACCGGCGUUCCCCUUCCACGUGUCCCCCCAAAUCGGAUGCUAGUAAGGGUCGUCGCAGUGGCUCUUAACCCAUGCGAUUACAAAAUGCCAUAUCGAUUCCCUGCCAAGGGGGUUGUAAAUGGAACAGAUUACGCAGGGAUAAUUGUGGCGAUUGGCCCAGAAGUUUCAAAACUAGCAUCCAAGCCGAAUUGGAAAAUUGGAGAUGCCGUUUUCGGUGCUUGUCAGGGAGCCAAUCCCAUCGAUCCCGAAUCUGGUGCUUUUGCGCAGUACCUUCGAGCUGAUCCGGAGCUCCUUUUCAAGAAACCGGAGUAUAUGUCUUGGGAAACUGCCGCCUGUUUUGGAUCUAGUGGGCUUGCAACUCUCGGCUUGUCACUUUUCUGGGAGGGGGGUAUGGGGCUUUCAGGAUCACCGGACGAACCUGCCGAAGAGCCAGAACAGGUUCUGGUUUAUGCUGGAAGCACUUCCAUUGGAACACUAGCUACCCAACUUCUCAGAAUUUACGGACACAUCCCAAUUGCGACCUGCUCUCCAAAGAAUUUCGACCUCGUGAAAUCAUACGGUGCAGAAAUGGUUUACGACUACAAGUCACCAACAUGUGCUGAAGAUAUCAAAGCCUAUACUGAGAAUUGCCUCGAGCUCGUGCUGGACCCAAUGACUGAGGCAAAAACUCAAAGGCUUUGCUAUCAAAGCAUUGGAAGGGCAGGUGGAAAAUAUAUUGCUUUAGAAAUGUGGCAACCAUUGAAUCACACCAGACCGACUGUGGAACCGACAUUCGUUAUGGGCUCAUCAAUCAUUGGAAACAGGAUCCCAUUAGACGACGGAUACGGAAGCGAAGCUGACCCAGAGAAACGAGUUUUUGGUAUUAAGUAUUAUCGAGAGAUCCAGAAGCUAUUUGAUGCCAAGAAACUCAAAUCACAUCCAGUAAGGGUUGUUCCUGGUGGAUGGCAAGGCGUUCUUGACGGGAUUGAUUUGCUUAGGACAAGGACUUUGUCAGCCCAGAAACUUGUUGUCUUUUUAGGCUCUCCUUGA